AUGGUAGCCAUCUCCAAUAAUGAGAUUAGUUUAUUGGUGAAGAGGAGAGACAUGGGCUUUGUGUAUUGGACUUCAGGAAAGGCUUUCAUUCGUGUCUCUUCUUUGUUUCCUGGGGCCUUUAGCUGUUGCAUGAAAAUUUCGAAUGAAAUUUCCAAAGGAAUUCUCAGAAGAGUGGAGAGAUUUGAAAUCCAGAAAGCUGGUGGCCUGUGUCACCUAGAGGCUGUUAUUCUCCACAUGAAAGGCAGAAAGUUGUGUGUGAAUCCAUGGAAUAGAAAAGUCGAAAAAAUGAUGAGGAAGAUGAAGCACAAGAUUCACAGGAGCAAAUCUCAUGUUAAAAAGCAGAGAACCAAAAGAACCAAAGAGAAAGAACAGAAGCAGUAACAAAAUGAAGCAAGAUGAAGGAAAAUGAAGCAAAAUGACCCAUGAUGAAGAUUCUGUGGCAUAUGGCACUGCGGGCAAGGAUACCAGAUUUCACCAGUGAUGGAUGAUUGUAGCAUUAAAAUGACUUUUCAAAUCUCUGUGUGUUAGAGAAAGCAGAGGCAGAAAACAUCACCUGUACUCAGAAUGAUGCUGAUCAGACUAUCAGACAAAUGAUAAAAUGUUCCUGUAAUGUCUUGUAGCAAGUGCUUGCUGUACCUCCUGGAUCUUUUGGCAGACUUAAAUCUUCCUCUCUCUCACCCUGCUUUUAUGGCAGCCUCCCCUGUGACUUCUGUUUUAACAAGCUGCUCCUUCUCAGUCCUCCAUUUUUUCUCAGUCCUAUACUUGGUCCCUAUUCAUUCCUGUCUGCUAAUCAUCUUUCUGCUGUUGCCUGUUUUGUUUAUAUUCUUCCAGUCAUUAAUCUUCCUUUUUUGAUUCAUUUUACAUCGGUUUACAAACAAUUUUCAGAUACUUCCAGCUUGUUUGCCAAAACCAUGUCUUUUACCUUUUCUAAACAAUCUCUGCUCCCAGCUGUCACUAUCAUGACAUAGAAUUUCAGUGAUAAUAUCUGAUCCUCUUCACAGGACUCAAAGUGUGACACAGAGCUCUGCAAUAAAGAUCAUCUCUAUUGCUUUU
Molecule: messenger RNA, 1053 nt
Organism: Serinus canaria (Common canary)
Lineage: Eukaryota; Metazoa; Chordata; Aves; Passeriformes; Fringillidae
Gene: CCL28
Product: C-C motif chemokine ligand 28
Exons: 3
Coding region: 1-381 (126 amino acids)
Biological process (GO): immune response
Cellular component (GO): extracellular region
Molecular function (GO): chemokine activity
Source: RefSeq, a predicted model, not a curated record